CCAUCCACCUGGACCCCCCGAGGUGCUGGAGAAAGGACCUGGAGGUUGUGUCUUCCUGGUCGAAUGUACUUAUUAGUACUUCACAGCAGGAACACAAUACCAACUGCUCCAGUACAGUCGGAUGUCAAACAGACCGUCCACAGACUGUUUGUGUGGGAACUCAGAGGGUUGAGACACGGUCUGUGGGAACACAGACAGUGGAAUGUAAAGUGUCCGCCAUUUCUGUUGCUACACAGUUGGCCCGGGGAACACUGAAAUCGGCACACGUGAGAAGCAAAGGCAUCCAGGCCACGGUGUCUUUCAAAAGUGUUGGCAUUAAAACUUCCACCUACACAGAAAUCCCCUUGUCCUCUACACCAAUAAAGAGCCCAGGAUUGGGACCUAGCAAGAGACCUCGACUAGAGUUGGAGCAGGAACAAGGAGAGACUUCGAUUGAAUUUGAAGAGACUCUGGAUUCGAGUUACCACCCUGAUGAUACUGUAGAAGAAUCUGACGUAUCACUUCAGACACGAUCCACGCACAGUGGAUACAUUGUACAUACAAAGUACAUUGUGUUUGAAAGCUGCCCCGGACAGCUGUUUGAAAAAUGUCCGUUUUGUAAGACAGACUGUGAUGUCCAAAAACGAAAAAAUGGGACUUUUGUGGCGUUCAAACAGCGUUGUCCAAACUGCACUUACUUCAGACAAUGGGAGAGCCAGCCCAUCAUUGGAAGUACCCCGGUUGGCAACUUACAAUUAUCUGCUGCUACAUACUUCACUGGUGCUUCCUUCUUCCAACUAAAAAAGAUAUGCAGAGCCAUGCAGCUGAAGAUUUUCCAGCAACUACACCACCAGGGGGGAAAGGUCACAGUUGCAGGAGAUAUGAGAGCAGACUCUCCAGGCCACUCAGCUAAGUUUGGGAGCUACACACUAAUGCACCUGGGAAGCAACACCAUUGUGGACUUCCAGCUUGUUCAGAGCAAUGAAGUAGGUGGUAGUUACCACAUGGAAAAGGAGGGACUCAAAAGAUGCCUAGAUCAUCUGGAGUCAAACGAUUUGGCGGUAGAGUACAUUGUGACUGACCGUCAUCCACAGAUCCAGAAGUUUCUGAGGGAACGCAACAUAGAACAAUUCUAUGAUGUCUGGCACUUUGAAAAAGGUUUGUCCAAGAAACUUGUGAAACUUUCACAGAACAAGGACUGCAAGUUGUUGAAGAGGUGGCUGCAGAGCAUAAAAAACCAUGUGUACUGGAGUGCGACGAGCACAACCUCGGGGCCGGAGAAGGUGGCAAGGUGGACGUCAGUGGUCAACCACCUACAAAACAUCCACGUGCAUGACGACCCCCUAUUCCCCAAGUGUGAACAUCCUGAAAGAGCCACAACGGAUGAAAAUAAAUGGCUAAAACCUGAUUCAAUAACACUCCACAAAGUUGAGAAAAUACUCAACAACAAGAGAGUUCUCAAAGAUGUGCAAAAGCUAAGCCAUCACUACCAGACCUCAUCCCUGGAGUCGUUCCACAGCUUGAUUCUGCGUUUUGCCCCCAAAAAUGUGGUUUUUCCCUUCAUGGGAAUGUUGUGCAGGUUGUGUCUAGCAGCCAUGCAUCACAAUGAGAAUGCUGACCGUGAGCAAGCCACAACAGCUGCAGGACUACCUGUGUACAGAUUGGCCUAUCCAAAAUCAAGGAGGGGAGAAUGCACCGCAAAGCCUGUAAAGAAGGAGCCUACAUACAUGUACGUGGGUGAGCUGAUGAGGCUGGUGUUUGAAGAAGUCUUUGAGGACCCAACACCCUUUGUGGAGGAGAUGAAUAAAAUCAACAUCCCAAAGGACCUGUCCACUCAAUUUGACAGGCCCUCAAAGGAGGAAGUGGUAGCCCGCCAUGUCUCACGUUUUAGUCUAGGGGUGGUCGGAAGCCCACGUACUGUCCAGCCAGAUCAGGGAACUCCUGGCGUAUCCGGCGGACCACACACGACGGGAUGACCACUCUGAUUCCUCGUCCCAAAAAGCCCCAGCACCAGCUUACGAAGCUGCGAUAGGCCAGAUGCCUAAAACGCCUAUAAGAGGAGGAAUGGAUGAUAACAUAUAUGUGCUGUCCUGUUUUUCACCCUUACCCUCUGGCUGCUUGAACAACUGAAUUUCCCCACAGGGAUUAAUAAAGGUCCAUCUUAUCUCAUACAGUGUAUAUAUACACAUGAUCAAUUUGUACAUUUAUCAAAAUAAAGUUUGAUGGAACUACUU
Messenger RNA from Gymnodraco acuticeps, 2213 nucleotides. RefSeq lists its product as uncharacterized. The coding region runs from base 798 to 1955 and encodes 385 amino acids. The record is from RefSeq and is a predicted model, not a curated record. Lineage: Eukaryota; Metazoa; Chordata; Actinopteri; Perciformes; Bathydraconidae. The transcript is spliced from 12 exons.